GAAAAAUACCUACAUGAUUUCUAAAAAAAGAAAAUAAUGUGAAGGGAAUUUUCUAGAAACUAUAUUUAAAAACUUUAUAAAAAGAAAAUAUGUACAGAGAAUAUAUUCCAACUGGAUCGUGUCUCGAUAUGGAUCGUUCAAAAAGAACUAAUAAUCGACAAUUCAGAACGUCUAACCAAGAUUAUGGCUACGGUAUUCCUAACAGAAACCAUGCCACAACUGUCGAUUAUUCUGGGAGAAAUAACGAUUUGAGAAGGGUUGUUGCGACUGGAACAACAUUCGAUAAUUUUAGCAAAGAGGAAAAUAUCAUUGGUGCUGGAAGAUUGCAGUAUGACUUGUUCAAUCAUGAUUCUAUACUUAUGUACAGAGAUGUUUUGCGAUUGAUGGAGCACAAUAAGACUUUUCGAAAGUUUUUGACAAAUAUUUUUAAGGCGCUUCCCCUUACUGCGUAUGUAUGGGAAGUGGUGCCUGUCACAGACACAGAGGCUGCUUCGACACCUUUUCAGUUUGUUAUCACAGAAUCAAAUAGUUUGAACAGAAUGACAAAAGACAGUCAAACUUUUGCUUCGCAUUUUAAAAGGAGUACAAAUCCGUACGUGACAAGUUUUUUAAACCUGGGGAGAGACGCAAAGCUGGUGGCACCUUUGCCUGCGACGAAAUUAUUAAUAAUGGAGUGCGAUUAUAGCCAUAUUGGAAAAUUUAUGACUGACGCGCCAGAUGAACAGAUUGACGCACUCUGGAUUGAAGUGGCUAAAGCUAUGAGUGAAAGGUUAUCUGAUAGUCCUAAGAUGCCAUUAUGGUUGUCAACGGCUGGCCACGGUGUUGCGUGGUUACACGUGAGGAUAGAUAUCACGCCAAAAUACUACUCCCACACUCCUUAUAAAACAUUUCACAAGGGAGGCUUCAAAGGUGUUGGUGAAAAUAAAAUGUCAAAAAAAGCAGAGAUUGAUGAAAUUUUUAAAGCUGAAAACAAAAAAAGCUCGACGAAAUAUAGACGAGAAGAUAAAACUUAUAUGACGGACAAACUUCUAGCCGAAUCAUUAGCUCAAGAAGAAAGAGAUCGCUACGGUAUUCAUGAUUCGUACAAACCAAGAAAGGAGGAUGCGUACGAAACAAGAAAACCAAGACGGGAAUUGUCACAAAGGAGAUCAGAAAAAUAUGAUUGGUCGAUUUCAGAAGGAUACGCAAACCAUGGUCAGACAAUGUUAUACACUUUUACAUACAAUGACGAUGUUUUAACUUACAUAGAAGCUAUUCAGAGAUUAAAAACCGAUCCAACAUUCCGUCGAAUUUUUACUUCGAUUUUCAAGGAUUGCCAACACGAAUUUUAUAAGUGGGAAUUGAUUCCAGUAAAAUCGACUACUGCAAACAAAACAAAAUUCGAAGUUGCAUUCAUCAACAUGGUAGGUUCAUACGACCCCACUUUGUCUCCAAGAAAUUUCAGAAGUUUGCUCAAAAGUCACGACAAUGAAAUGAUCCUGUACCAUGCAGAUGAACAAGCCAAUUACGUUGCUUUAAAUCCGUUUUACAAUGGACGCCUAGCAGCAUCAAGAAAGUGCAGUCAUAUUGGAGAGUUUGCAAGACAUGCAGCAGCAGAAACAGUGGAUGAAUUUUGGAAGGUGAUAGGUCAAGCUUUGAGUGAGUAUCUUGAUGGACAUCCACGUCAAUCUGUUUGUUUGUCAUCGUGUCAAACUUCGUCAGCUGAUCAAAGUGUGUACGUGAGAAUCGAUAGUCAACCAUCCAGUUACAAACAUCGUCCUUUUCAGACAACAGAUUCGGGUUAUUCCUUUUUUAGAUUUCGGUGACAAACGUAUGGAUUGGCAUUAACAACAAUGACAUUUCAGAUGCGAAAAAGUUCAAUGACAUUUCAGAUGUAAGCUACAGUGAGAUAUAGAUCCUGGAGUUACCUGCAGCAUGUAUUUCCUAAAGAGACAAAUUCUUUUAUUAGAUCAGUUUGUGUUUAAAAAUAUAUUGAUAACAGUCAUUAGGCUGGAUAUUGUGAUAAAAAAGAAGAGAAAUUUUUCAGCGUUUUUUUUAUAAGACACAUUUAGCUUGGA
Molecule: messenger RNA, 2057 nt
Organism: Hydractinia symbiolongicarpus
Lineage: Eukaryota; Metazoa; Cnidaria; Hydrozoa; Anthoathecata; Hydractiniidae
Exons: 7
Coding region: 90-1805 (571 amino acids)
Source: RefSeq, a predicted model, not a curated record